AUGAUCCUGCUCGAACACCGCGAGCGUAAAGAACGAGAAGGCGACGACCGCAUAUCCCCGACCACGAUCAUCACUGUAGCCGUAUUCCUCGCAAUCCUCUUCAUCCUCCUCAUCGCCGGCAUGGUGUUCUGCUGGCGCAAUCCGCACUGGCUGUCGGCGUGGCGGCGGAAGGCCGCUGCCGCCCAGGUAGACGCCAAUGCCACGGCCCGCGCAAAGGGCCUCGGCAUCGAGGGCGCCGGAGACCUGGAGGAGUCCCGGCCAAACACACAGAGGUCGGACAUGAGCUAUGCUGAUCUUGCACGGGAGAAGGAGCUGCGCAGGGAGGACGACCACGCAGUGAUGCCGAGCAGAGAGAAGGAUAGCUCGAGGGUGGAUGUGACUACUGCUGCUGCUGCUGAUGAUGCUCAUACUGCUUUUCCCAAACCCGUGGCGAGCUUGGGAACCCCGAGAUUGGCAAUGUCCAAGGCGAUAAGAUAUGUCACAAAGGAUGCACAGUACCUCUCUAUAUUCCAGACAUUCUCAAAGUCCCCGUCUGCAAAGGGGACGCCCAAUAUCGCCCCGCCGCGGGUGCUGCCGCCGCAGCUGUCCCCGCGGAAAUACGGCUUCCGCAGCGCACGAUCUGCAAAGAAGGGAGGCACAGGGCCCAAGCUCUCAAUAUCAGCCCCUGUAUAUGGCGAUCUCCCGCCACUAACCCUGUCGCUGCCGACCAUGACGCUGUCGUGGACAAACUACGAGGAUGGGACGGGCCCGGAGCCGAUAAGUCCCAACCAGUCUGAGCUGGUGUUCUCCGACUGCGUGGAGUCGCUGUCGGAUGCGGAGGAUGCGGAGGAGGUGUCGACGGUGGACUAUGAGGCGUUUUCGUCGCGUGGCGGGGAGUUCAGUGAUUAUCGCCGGGGCAGUAGCGGGAAGAGGUUGUCGUUUCAUAGCCAGAUGAGCGGCGUGAGUAUUUUGUCGACAGAUACAGGAAAGAUUAUCGGACCGAGCGAGAGCCCAAGGAAGGUGGUGGUUGUACAUUAUGAGUAG
Morchella sextelata is the source of this 1023-nucleotide messenger RNA. RefSeq lists its product as uncharacterized. The coding region runs from base 1 to 1023 and encodes 340 amino acids. NCBI's taxonomy places the organism in Eukaryota, Fungi, Ascomycota, Pezizomycetes, Pezizales, Morchellaceae. The transcript has 2 exons. The record is from RefSeq and is a predicted model, not a curated record.